Lycium ferocissimum is the source of this 534-nucleotide messenger RNA. RefSeq lists its product as uncharacterized. Lineage: Eukaryota; Viridiplantae; Streptophyta; Magnoliopsida; Solanales; Solanaceae. Gene Ontology annotation, molecular function: nucleic acid binding. The transcript has a single exon. The record is from RefSeq and is a predicted model, not a curated record. Gene Ontology annotation, biological process: DNA integration. The coding region runs from base 1 to 534 and encodes 177 amino acids.
AUGCCAAUGAAUUUUGUCAUGGAGGUUGAGCUAUUUGAUGUGGGGCAUCAACUUUAUGGGCCAUUUGUGAGUUCUCGUAGUAUGCGAUACAUCCUUGUUGCGGUUGACUAUAUGUCCAAGUGGGUCAGUGUAGCAUUGCCCAACAAUGACGGCAAGAGUGUCACCAAUUUUCUCAAAAAGAACAUAUUCACAAGGUUUGGCACUCCUAGGGCAAUCAUUAGUGAUGGUGGCACUCACUUUUGCAACAAGAAAUUCGCUAAUCUCAUGGAGAAAUAUGGAGUGAAGCAUAGGGUGGCAACUCCUUACCAUCCCCAAACUAGUGGGCAAGUCGAAGUCUCUAAUCGGGAGAUAAAGAGCAUCUUAGCCAAGACGGUUAAUGCAAAUAGAACUAAUGGGCAUCUAAGCUGGAUGAUGCUCUUUGGGCUUAUAGAACAGCAUUCAAGACGCCCAUUAGUACUUCUCCUUAUCGGUUGGUGUUCGGUAAAGCUUGCCAUCUACCUGUUGAACUUGAACACAAAGCUUUGUGGGCAUUAA